Messenger RNA from Priapulus caudatus, 2588 nucleotides. RefSeq names its product zinc finger CCCH domain-containing protein 3-like. Lineage: Eukaryota; Metazoa; Priapulida; Priapulimorpha; Priapulimorphida; Priapulidae. The record is from RefSeq and is a predicted model, not a curated record. The transcript is spliced from 2 exons. The coding region runs from base 117 to 2366 and encodes 749 amino acids. Gene Ontology annotation, molecular function: metal ion binding. Gene Ontology annotation, cellular component: nucleus.
AUUAUUUAUCGUGUAUUUAUUCAAAUUAUUGUACUUAUUACGUUCAAUAUUAGGUGCGCAUGCGCACGGCUAUAAAACCACAAGCCAAGGUUUUGUAGAAAUGCAAAGCUAUCAACAUGGAUUCUGCCACAGAAGUUAACCAAAUACAGGAAGAAAUUGAUAGACUAACAACCCUUAUUUCUGCCCAUAAGCGGGCUCAAGUUAUGCACACGGGUGUAUUACCUAGAGAUAGGGAUGCAAAACAAAGCCUAUACAAUACAAGAACGUGCUUGCAUAGUAAAGGCAACAAAAAGCCAUACAGAAACACACGUGCAUGGAUCAAGCAGCCUGCCAUUGCUCAAGUAACCCAGUCUUCAACGUUACGUGCGGCAUCCGUGCUACACAAGCAGGUAUCUAUUGGUAGUGUUAACUGCUCAUCUGGAUUAAAACUGCCUAGUUUACCAUCACAUGUUUGUAGUAAUCUGCCGACAAAGCCUGUGAGUAGACGUGCGAGUGUUUUAAAUGUUAAAGGACUUGGUGUUGAUCAGAACAAAAAGCGAGCAUCACAAACAGAGGCAAAUGACGUGAAAUAUCGCAGACUUGUGCAGAAAACAGCAGCUGUAAAAGAACUGCUGCAUAGUGACGUGUUAACAAAUGCAGCAGAAAAACAGAUACCAACUACUGUGUGCAAGGAGCGUGGUAUGAGAAGUGUUGGAGAGUACAAGCUCGUCAAUAACAAAUCUGUGAAAGCGUGGGUAGAUCUGUCAACACCGUGUGUUGAACAUUCUAGCACAAGCAGUGAGAACACGUCUAACGCACAUUCCACACUUCAGAAACUAGGGAAGUAUAAGCUCGUGAAAACAGGUAAUGGUAAAAUGGUGCCAAGUUCACCUUUUGCUAGAUCAUCCACAGCAUUACAAGAUGCCAAUGCUACUACAUCCAUAAAGUCAUCAAGAUUGUUUACCACACCUUCAACAGUUAAAAAUAUGCGCAAAGGUGCUGCUGAAGUGAUUAAAGCACGUAGUGCUAGACGGCUUUCCGACACCAGAUCUCGUGUACGAAGAUCAUCUGGACAGUCUCCUGCAUUGAGAAAGGUUGGUAAGUACAAGUUGAUCAGAAGAAGGAAGUCGUCUGAAACAAAUCUCAAUAGAUUGAAUUUGUCGAACAGUAGACAUAAAAUUCGAUACUCGCCACGGAGCACAGCUAACGUUGUCAACCCUACCAGAGUUCGAAUGUCUCAUCUCGGUGGAAACGUCCAAAGCACAUUGCCAGUUAGCUUCCUACGACUGGUUGAGAAGUUUAAACGUGCUUCAAAAAAUGCUGAUAGGAAACCCAGGGGCAUAAAUGCUUCACUGCAGACUGGAAAUUUGGUCGUGAUCGGAGGAAUGCUGUACAAGUCCACACGAAACAAACUAAAGAAGCAGUCGCAGUCCGCUGCUAGACAAAAACGAUGUGCUUCUUUGGUGAUAAGGAAUGUGCGCCGUCCAAAAAAGAUGAGUACCCUCUUUGUACGCGGUGUUCGUUACCACGUGGGCGAGGAUGGGAUGACGCUUAGACGAGACGAAAACAGUUGUAGUGACGCCUCUCUAGGCAGGAUUGACAUCGGCGGCGCCACCUAUGUGCAGACUCGACCAGGAACACUUGUAAGACGCACAGGCCUGAAGACAGUCCAGAUCGCCCAUCGUGUGGUCAACCGUAGCAUGAACCACGCGCGGCGAGCAAGUCUUCGUAAGGCGGGCAGCGUAAAACAGUACUGUGUCUUCUACAACCGCUACGGCAAGUGCAAGAAGGAGAACUGCAGGUUCGUUCAUGAUCCGUCCAAGGUAGUCGUCUGCACGAGGUUCCUGCGUGGCACCUGCAAGGUGGAGAGCUGCCCAUUUUCUCAUGAGGUGUCCAAGGAGAAGAUGCCAGUGUGCUCGUUCUUUCUGCGAGGCGUCUGUGGCAGGGUCGGCUGUCCGUACCUGCAUGUGAAUGUUGGGCCCGAUGCCAAAGUGUGUGACAGGUUCCUGCAGGGCACUUGUUUACUCGGUGAGAAGUGCAAGAAAAAGCACAUCCUCCGCUGUCCGGAGUUUGCUAAGACAGGAGCUUGUGCGAAAGGUGGCAGGUGCAGGCUGGUGCACCCUAGAGCACGUCCAGGUGGGGUCACAGUUCGCAGAUCUGCUCGUCAGGAGCUAAAACACGUGGCAGGGAUGUCUAGCAGUGAAGCCGAGGGAAGUACUCCGACUAAAGAUGAUCUGGGAAAGCCACAGGGAGAUUCCAGUACUUCAUCUGAAUGGCCCACUAAGCUGCCUUCUUACAUCUCUCUAACAGGUUCUCCUGACCUCACAGUGUCAGUCUCGCAGCAUGCAAAAUGUGUAAGAAUUCGACCCCAGUUCUCCCCAUCAUGAUGCAAUUUUUUAUUAGACUAUUUUCUUAACUUUUCCUAAUUCAUUCAAAUGCUGUUCUAGACCAAUUAUUUCCCCAUAACCUAAUAACUACUGACGUUUGACAAAAUAUUGAAACCAGUUUAGAACUUACAAAACCAGUUGAAUGCAUUUUUAAUAUCAAUUAGUAAAUGCAAGAUUGUUACAUGAGUAUUUUAAUAAUAAAAGACGUUGAAUUAAAAUGUA